Molecule: messenger RNA, 702 nt
Organism: Hydatigera taeniaeformis
Lineage: Eukaryota; Metazoa; Platyhelminthes; Cestoda; Cyclophyllidea; Taeniidae
Source: the annotation of a GenBank genome assembly
AUGUCAACGAAAGUGGUUGAUUUAAAUGUUGGCGGAUGUCUCUACACCACUCAUCAAAGCACUCUCACCACAGUUCGAGGCUCUAAACUGACCAAGUGGUUCAGUGAUACCGCCACCAGCACUUUACCCGUGGACAAAAAUGGUCGUGCGUUUAUUGAUAGGAAUGGUGAACUGUUUGCCUACGUUUUGGACUAUCUACGCGAUUCAAAGAACAGCGUCCUCCCCAAAUCUUCGACCACAUUGGAGCGACUUCAAAUUGAGGCAGAGUUCUAUGAGUUGCCCAACCUACUUGCGGCUAUUCAAGAGACUAAACGAACUGCACCAUGCACCAUCACUUUGAGCUACAGAGGUCAAAUCCCCAAUGGACGAGACACACUGGCAGACGUUAGAUUUAGACGAAUUACACGCAUUCUCGUCUCUGGCAAAAGUUCGGUGUGUCGGGAGGCCUUUGGUGAGACCUUGAAUGAGAGUCGAGCACCUGAUUGUGGACCUGAGGACAAUCGCUACUCAAAUCGGUACUACUUAACUCACAACACUCUUGAGAUGGCAUUCGAUAAGCUACUGGAGGCUGGUUUCACCCUAGCCGGGUGUUGUGGUGAGACGUCGGUCGAAACUGGUAGUCAGCGAAGCAAGUCCAUUGGGGAUUUCGAUGGAGGCAGAAAUCAAUUUUUCCAUGAAUUCUACUUUGUUCGAAAUAAGUGA